UCUCUGAUCAGCAGGCAAACCCGGCACUGGCACCGGUGCCCGGCUAGCAGGACGCUGCGUGUGCUCGCAGGGCAGGACUGCGCUCCCAGGACUAGCCUGUGUCCACCCCGUGGGCGGGGCCUCAGGUCAGGAGCGUCCUCUGCGGGGAGGUAGGUGGGGGGCUCCUCUGUCUGCAGGGGUGACCGAGAGCGGGCACCGGGCUUCGGGGACCGCUCGGUCUGAACUGGACCCCCCCUACCGGGGACGCGCGCCCCUGAUAGAGGCCUGGGGACACGAGCGCGAGCCCUGUCACCCUCUCCCCCCUCCGCCCACCCGCCUUGGGAUGGAACAGCUCCUGCGCUCCGAGCUGCGCACAGCGACUCUGUGGCCCUUCGGGAGCCCCGGGGCAGGCUGCAUCAGCGAGGGGCGCGCCUACCACACUGACACUGGCCGGGUGUUCGUCAAGGUCAACCGCAGGGCGCAGGCCCGCCAGAUGUUUGAAGGGGAGAUGGCGAGCCUGGAGGCCCUAGGAAGCACUGGACUGGUGCGGGUGCCCCGGCCCAUCAAGGUGAUCGACAUACCCGGAGGUGGAGCGGCAUUUGUGAUGGAACACCUGAAGAUGCAGGGCUUGAGCAGCCAAGCAGCAAAGCUGGGAGCCCAGGUGGCCGAACUGCACCUUCACAAUCAGAAGCUGGGGGAGAAGGAGCAGCAGGAGGCUCACACAGUGGGCCACAGGACUGAGGCCCAACCCCAGCAUGUGACCAAGUUUGGCUUCCACACGGCAACCUGCUGUGGCUUUAUCCCACAGGUGAACGAGUGGAAGGAUGACUGGCUGACCUUCUUCACGCGGCACAGGCUCCAAGCGCAGCUGGACCUCAUUGAGAAGGACUAUGCUGACCGUGAGGCCCGAGAACUCUGGUCACAACUCCAGGUGAAGAUCCCGGAUCUGUUUAUUGGCAUAGAGAUUGUUCCAUCCCUUCUCCAUGGGGACCUCUGGUCGGGAAAUGUGGCUGAGGACGACUUGGGGCCCGUCAUUUAUGACCCGGCUUCCUUUUAUGGCCAUUCUGAGUUUGAACUGGCAAUUGCCUUGAUGUUUGGGGGGUUCCCCAGAUCCUUCUUCACUGCCUACCACAGCAAGAUCCCCAAGGCUCCAGGCUUUGAUAAGAGGCUGGUGCUGUACCAGCUUUUCAACUAUCUGAACCACUGGAACCACUUUGGGCAGGAGUACCGGCGCCCAUCCCUUAGUGCCAUGCGGAAGCUUCUCAAAUAGCAGCCAGCCCAUGUCCUCUGCCACCCACCUGCCUGCUUUGCAAAUAUCAAGGGGGCAACCACAUUAGGUGGCUUCAGGCACUAAUAAAGCCGACAAAGGAA
Erinaceus europaeus (western European hedgehog) is the source of this 1350-nucleotide messenger RNA. RefSeq names its product fructosamine 3 kinase (gene FN3K). The record is from RefSeq and is a predicted model, not a curated record. Bases 323 to 1249 code for a protein of 308 amino acids. Lineage: Eukaryota; Metazoa; Chordata; Mammalia; Eulipotyphla; Erinaceidae. The transcript has 6 exons. Gene Ontology annotation, biological process: fructosamine metabolic process.